Messenger RNA from Arabis nemorensis, 891 nucleotides. The record is from the annotation of a GenBank genome assembly. Lineage: Eukaryota; Viridiplantae; Streptophyta; Magnoliopsida; Brassicales; Brassicaceae.
AUGUCUGGAACAUUUCUUGUCCGGAAUAUCGACUAUAUAAAACAACAGAUUUACAUCAAUGAUCCUGAAAACUGUUUGGUUAAACGGCUUUUAAGUUUCAAUCUUUCAGGUUCUCCUUUCUCUUCUUGCUUCGAUAUUCUCUACACGUUCUUGACUUGUCCUAAUGAAGUUGUCUUGCCUUCUUGGUAUAAUCGAUCUAUUCCUUGUCUAAGCAAUUCUACUUCCUCCUUCUUCGCUACAUCUAAUUCUGCCUUCGAAAAGUCUAUGCUUCCUUCUUGCAAGAUCGUGAAGAGAGUAUCUGUUCCUGCUAGUUGGCCUUUCCGAGAAGCAGAACUCUCGAGUUCUGUCAACAAUCAAAGCCUCUUACUCGAAUGGCACGAGCCGAAUUGCAGAAGUUGUGAGAUGGAUAUCUCUAGAUGUGGAUUCAAGAACAAGGUCUCCUUUGAAGACAAAUGCUAUGGUGCUAAAAAUUCCGGUCAUUUAAGCAAAGGAAUAUUAGUACUCAUAAUAAGCAUGUCCUUAAUCGGAGCAGUCAGUAUUUUUCCUACUUGUAUCCUUAUCCGCAUUUACAACUCCCAAAGUUUUGAUUCCGCGAUACGACAUAAUGAGGAUAUCACAGCCGCAACAGUAAUGCAGCAACCAAGAGGGACUAUGGUCAGGAUGGGUCUUGACCAGUCUACAAUAGACUCAUACAAGAAAAUGGAGUUGGGAGAAAGUAAAAGGCUUCCGGGGACUAAUGGUAUUUUAUGUCCGAUUUGUUUAUCAGAGUAUGCGAGCAAAGAGACCGUAAGGUUCAUACCGGAAUGUAACCAUUGUUACCAUGUGGAAUGUAUUGAUGUGUGGCUCAAGAUUCAUGGUUCAUGCCCUCUUUGUCGAAAAACACACGCCUAA